AUGGCGAAGAAACAGGCGGUGGCCAACCACGGUCCGCCAAAGGCCGGGCGAGUGAAGUGUCAGGCCGCUGCUGACGACAAUGCCGCUGGCCCUUCCAACGAGGCUCCGGCUGCCAAGCGGCCACGCGGUCGACCGCCGAAGGGCGUGUCGGUGGACCGGCUAGCGCCGAUGCCCAUCGCUAUCUCGGUGGCUCGAAAGUUGCGGAAGGCAGCGGAUGCAACGCAACCCGCAAGCCCUUCCAGCAGCAGGGCAGUCGCAACUAAAGCCCCGAGAAGCUCCUCCCCAAGCAUCACCAACGACACGGCUAGCGAGGCUCCAAAGCGUCGCAGUGCCAGGAGGAGGGUGAGCCGCGGCCGAUCAAGGCACUCGUCCCGCAGUCGUCAUAGCGGACGCGCGCGCAAAGCCCCAAGCCGCGAAAGCUCGCCCACACGGUCGGAAAGAAGCCGCACGAAGAACGAAGAGGAACAGCAAGAGCCGCCUCCACGCCCGGUCCAGAAGCUCUUCCUCGGCCACCUGCGUGCUCUCGAAGCGCGGCAAGAAGCGUCGCCAUGCCCAUAG
Rhipicephalus sanguineus (brown dog tick) is the source of this 558-nucleotide messenger RNA. RefSeq names its product histone H1, gonadal-like. The record is from RefSeq and is a predicted model, not a curated record. The coding region runs from base 1 to 558 and encodes 185 amino acids. Lineage: Eukaryota; Metazoa; Arthropoda; Arachnida; Ixodida; Ixodidae. The transcript has a single exon.